AUGCCGGUUUGUGCAGAUGCCUUCCAGGCCCUGUUGGCUGUGAAGACGCUAGGAAAGGACCCCGCUGGCUCGGAGGUCAUCGCGAGCCCCGCUAAUCUUAUGGCGCUGCUGGGAAUGGUGAACGCCUUCAAAGACAACGCUGAUGCUUCCAAUGAGGCCCUCCGAUGUCUCGCGAAUGCGCUGUUGUUAAUCAGCGGCGCGCGGGAUACAUUCGUUCGGAAGGAUGUGGGUGGCGGAGAGGCGAUUAUUGAGCUGUUCGAGAAAGCGACUUACCCAGAACGCAUAUUCCUUGCAUCUCGUAUUUUGUUCCUGUGUACAGUCUCAAUGGCGUCGUCUUCCAGCUACAUCAAGACUCUUGUUGAGGCUAAGCCACAGGGACACCCUGGAAAUAUUGUCGAAGUUAUUGGUGUGAAACUUGACUCUCUGUCGAAAAGUAUAAUGUCAAGCGCGAGGCUGUCACGAGAGGCGAUGACCGAUCUACUGAAAUUCACGUUUAAUUUGUUGUUACACUACCCCAAGAUCGCUGAUGAUGCACAAGAUGUCACCCCAAGAAAUGAAGAUGAAGCCAAGGUCAUGGGCGACUGUUGGAGCAGUCGUCUCGAUGGUAUUCUUCUGCCCCUUCUCCGAACGUUCAACACCCUACCAUCGACCUUCCCUUCCCCCUUGCAACCUCCCAUGACUCACGUUAUUCAUUCUCUCAUCACUAUUCCCGUUACACCUUCAUUGCAGCCGAAGUGGUUUCCGGGCGGUGCAGGCUCUCCCCGUUCCGCCACGCCCAAGAGCAGGGAGUCGCCACAGACCUCGCCCGGAGGAAGCAACGGCGGCUCGCCUACGCUCGGACCGUCCAAGGAGCUCAAGCAGAGCGCGUUCGACCGUGCAUUCAACGCACUCAGUGUCGGACGGCGGUCUCUGUCGUUAUCUCGGUCCGCCUCGCCGUCCUCGCGCACUCCAGUGGAUACGCUGCAGCGCGCAUUCGAUCUGCUUGACAUCUCGCUGCUCUACUACCUGCCGAGUACCGUGGACCCAGAUGACUCGAGCGUGCGAGAGCGCGCACGCGCAGAAGGCAGCAGCCUUGAUGAUAUCCUGGUACCGCUCGUACUUCUCGUGAACAAAAUGUGCGUGGGGGACGAUGCGUCGCGCGCGCGCAUGCGGGAGUGGCUUCUGCCCGCGGAUCUCGACCGUACGUCGCCGCUUGAGGGGCGGGCGGACUUCCUAGGGCGCACCCUACGCCUCAUGUCGUGUGUGCACCACACGAAACUCAAGUCUGCUACUGGAGAGAUGAUGUACGCGAUCUGCGACUCUGAUGCGAGCCUCCUCGCAUCUUACGUAGGCUACGGCAACGUCGCCGGCUUCCUCUUCCACAAGGGCAUCACCGGACAGCCGACGCGGCCGUCGAACUCUACCGUCCCGUCGACGACGCCGUCAGGCAUGCCUAUCAACCCGAUCACCGGCAUCGCGGAGCAGCCGAAGGAAGAGAUCGAGAUGACCGAUGAGGAGAAGGAGCGCGAGGCGGAGAAGCUGUUUGUCUUGUUCGAUCGCCUCGAGAGGAGCGGCGCCCUCCAGCCCAGCCAGAAUCCGAUCAGGAAGGCCGCACAGGAAGGGCGUCUGGGGUAG
Messenger RNA from Postia placenta MAD-698-R-SB12, 1614 nucleotides. RefSeq lists its product as hypothetical. NCBI's taxonomy places the organism in Eukaryota, Fungi, Basidiomycota, Agaricomycetes, Polyporales, Adustoporiaceae. Gene Ontology annotation, biological process: G protein-coupled receptor signaling pathway. Gene Ontology annotation, cellular component: cytoplasm. Gene Ontology annotation, molecular function: guanyl-nucleotide exchange factor activity; G-protein alpha-subunit binding. The record is from RefSeq and is a predicted model, not a curated record. The transcript is spliced from 5 exons. The coding region runs from base 1 to 1614 and encodes 537 amino acids.